Molecule: messenger RNA, 291 nt
Organism: Diversispora eburnea
Lineage: Eukaryota; Fungi; Glomeromycota; Glomeromycetes; Diversisporales; Diversisporaceae
Source: the annotation of a GenBank genome assembly
AUGAAGACUAAAGUCUCUGAUUUAUCAAAAAACAAAAAAUCAAGAAAAAAACUACACCAGAAGAUAAUAGUAAUAGUUCCAGAAAAUGUUAGAAGCCAACCUCAAUUAAAACGGCAUAGAGUUGUAACGACUGAAGAAGAAAAAGAAAUUUUAAAGUACUUACUACAAAAGGAAAAAAUACCUUCAGAAAAUGAAAUUAAUGAAGUUUUGAACAAAUUACCACAAGGAUGGAAUAUUCAACGUGUUAAAAUGUAUUGGAGAAAUAAUAAAAAUAAAGGAAAUAAUAUAUAA